AUGGCCGAUUCCAAUAACGUAUCCUCAGUAACCGAUAUCUUGUUAUGAACGAUAAAUAGUAGACUUCUAUCUAUCCUUAUUUUGCGUUCCACAAGUGACGAUAACGUCUAUCGAGACAUCGACAUCUGUAGAUAAGCUCAACUAUCCAGCCCUCCCAAACGUUUUGUUACUACAAAAGCUACAAAAAAAAGCAACGUCGAAACAAAUAUUAUUUCAUAUAACUUUUCUAUAAAACAAUACAAAUUGAUCGAAUUUAAGCAUUGGAUAUAUCUUUAUGCUAAAAUAAUUUUUUCUUCAUAGUUAUGUUUCAUUGUCAUUAUUUUAUCAAACAAAUAUUUGGCGCAUAAAACGGAAGUACGAAACGUAGUCAAGUGUCAAUUUAACUAUUCAAGUUUAAAGUUUCAAAUUUUCAACCGUCAACGCUACCGCUCCUAUUGUUGUGAUAUCAAGUUUUUUUUACAUUAUAAUGAGCACUGUAAGUAUUACCAGACAUUAUUAUAUACGUGCCUAUACAAGUGACGGAGGCUUUUUAGUAAAUUACCCACGAAAUUAUCUUGCAAACUAAAUAAACCUCGGAACAAUUUUUUUUUGUCUUUCUUUACAUAUAAUUAGGAUCAACACUGUAUUUAAUAUUUGUUUGGUUUUCAGACAAAAGGUGUACCUUUAGCUAAAGAUGAGGUGGCCUAGCUAAUUGACCUUAUUGAAGCUAAUAAGGUGAUUACAAGCAAGGCUACAAACGCUGCCAAUAAUCAGCUUAAAGAAGCUGCCUGGACUAAAAUUACAGGAGCAUUCAAUGCAUCUGUAUCAAGUUACCCGCGAAGAACAGAGCAACUUAAAUUGAAAUGGGAGAAUUUAAAAAAACUGCUCGUAAAAGAUCUACCAAAAUUAGGAUGAACCAAAUUAAGACAGGUGGUGGCAAGCCAGAAUACAUUCCACCAGAUGAUGCACUGGACAGAGUGGCAUCCAUUUUAGGUGCAACAUGUGAGGGUUACACUGUAUCAUUUGGAGGAGAUGCUGAGGUGACGGUAGAUUCCGAGGUGACGGUAGAUUCCGAGGUUUUGAAUGAUGGUGGUGUCGAAAAUGAGAUUGAAUCAUCAGGGAAUAUCCAACAGCUGGUUGUGACAAGUCCGAAACCAAAGAAAUUCUUUUUUAAAUCUCCCAGUGGCAACAAUAUUAAUAAAGAAAAACGUAGGCUACUGGAUGAUGACAUAAGGACUCGAGCUGCACGAAAUCAAGCUAUUGCUGAUUAUUAUAUUACUAAAAAGAAGAAAUUAGAAUUAGAAAUAGAACACAUGGAAUUAACAAAUAAAAAGUUAAAAUUAGACUUAGAGCAAAAUAAAGAAGUAUUAAAAUAAAGUUUUGUUUUUCUUUAUUGAAUGAACUUACAAUUACACUUCAAUUCACAGUUAUUCACUCAAAUCAAAUCUGGAACAAAUAAAAUAUACCUAACAUUAAUCAUGUAUGUGUCAUCAUGCAUGCAGUUAUUGAAAUGAAAGACAUGGGAUCACAAAUAACUUACUCUCCAAAGUAAUUGU
Messenger RNA from Trichoplusia ni (cabbage looper), 1535 nucleotides. RefSeq lists its product as uncharacterized. Lineage: Eukaryota; Metazoa; Arthropoda; Insecta; Lepidoptera; Noctuidae. The coding region runs from base 843 to 1355 and encodes 170 amino acids. The transcript has 3 exons. The record is from RefSeq and is a predicted model, not a curated record.